AUGGCCUCAGCUACCUCUCUGACCAGCCUGGCAGAUGAAGUCAACUGCCCCAUUUGCCAGGGCAUCCUGAGGGAGCCUGUAACCAUUGACUGUGGCCACAACUUCUGCCGAGGCUGCCUCACCCGCUUCCUGGAGAUCCCUGGCCUGGACACCGAUGAAACCCCUACUUGCCCUCUUUGCAAAGAGCCUUUCCGCCCAGGGAACUUUCGACCCAAUUGGCAGCUGGCCAGUGUGGUAGAGAAUAUUGAACGCCUCCAGCUGGUGCCAACAUCAGGCUCAGAGGAAGAGGACGUUUGUAAGGAGCAUAAGGAGAAGAUCUACUUCUUCUGUGAGAAUGAUGAAAUGCAGCUGUGCGUAGUAUGCCGGGAAGCCUGGGAGCACCGGGGCCACACUGUGCGCUUCCUGGAGGAUGCAGCGAGACCCUAUAGGGAACAAAUUCAGAAGUGUCUUGAGAGUCUAAGAAGAGAGAGAGAAGAAAUUCAAAGAAUCCAGUCAAGAGAAAAUCAAAGGAUACAAGUUCUUCUGACUCAGGUGGCUACCAAGAGACAAAAAGUGAUUUCUGAGUUUACACAUCUGAGCCAGUUCCUGGAGGAACAGCAAGGUGUCCUCUUAGCUCAACUGGAGAUAUUGGAUGAGGACCUUUUAAAGCAACGAGAUGAAUUUGAUGUCUUGGCUACUGGAGAGAUCUGCCGAUUUAGUUCUCUGAUCACAGAACUGGAAGAGAAGAGUGAGAGAACAGCAAGGGAGCUGCUGACGGAUAUCAGAAGUACUCUCAUAAGAUGUGAAACCAGAAAGUGCCGGAAGCCAGAGGCUGUUUCCACUGAGCUGGGUCAGAGGAUUCGGGACUUCCCUCAUCAGGCUCUCCCGCUGCAGAGAGAGAUGAAGGUGUUUUUGGAAAAACUCAGCUUUGAAUUGGAUUAUGAACCAGCUCACAUCUCUCUAGACCCGCAAACUUCCCACCCUAAGCUUCUCUUGUCUGAAGAUAACCAGCAGGCUAGGUUCUCCUACAAAUGGCAAAACUCACCUGACAACUUUCAUCGUUUUGACCGGGCCACCUGUGUCCUGGCCCAGGGCGGCUUCACAGAGGGAAGACAUACUUGGGUGGUGAGUGUAGACCUGGCCCAUGGGGGCAGCUGCACUAUAGGUGUGGUAAACGAGGAUGUGCAGAGGAAGGGGGAGCUACGACUAAGGCCUGAAGAGGGAGUAUGGGCAGUGAGGCUGGCUUGGGGUUUUGUUUCUGCUCUGGGGUCCUUCCCCACAAGACUGACCCUAGAAGAGCAGCCCCGGCAAGUGAGAGUGUCUCUUGACUAUGAGGUGGGUUGGGUGACCUUUAUCAAUGCUGUAACCCAAGAGCCAAUCUAUACCUUCACUGUCUCCUUUACUCAAAAAGUCUUUCCCUUCUUUGGGCUUUGGGGCCGAGGAUCCAGUUUCUCUCUGAAUUCCUGAGAUGGCUUUCAAGAAUUGUAAAAGAGGAUUGU
Suncus etruscus (white-toothed pygmy shrew) is the source of this 1478-nucleotide messenger RNA. RefSeq names its product tripartite motif-containing protein 10. The record is from RefSeq and is a predicted model, not a curated record. Gene Ontology annotation, molecular function: protein binding; zinc ion binding. Bases 1 to 1446 code for a protein of 481 amino acids. The transcript is spliced from 7 exons. NCBI's taxonomy places the organism in Eukaryota, Metazoa, Chordata, Mammalia, Eulipotyphla, Soricidae.